AUGCUCCACACCACGCCCAAAACUCAGAUCCUCAUCACAGACGUGCCCGCGCAGGACUUCGCCUGCGGCUGGCCGCAGCAGCUGCAGUCGCAGCUCUUCGACCGCGAGUUCCCGCAGCUCAAGCACAGCUGCCUGUACUACACGCCGCUCGCGUUCCUCCACCGCGUCGUGCUCAUCUUCGACCAGGAGCCCGCCACGCUGCAGGUGCACGAGUUCCUGACGCGCGCCCUCGCCGGCAAGCCCGUCAAGAUCUUCCUCACGGAGUCGCUGCUCGCGAAGCCGCGCGCCAAGUCCUUCGACGCCGCGCCCGACCACGUGCCCGACUUCGACGUCGAGCCCCGCGCCAAGCCCCAGCUCUCCCUCGACACCCACAGCUCGCCCGCCAACUCGCCCUCGCUGUCGCCCGACCGCUCCGACCCGCACUCGCCCACCGCGCUCAAGUCGCUGGAGGACGGCAAGGUCCACCUCUACCAGGAGCCGCUGCCCGCCGCCGACGCCCCCGGCGACGACGCCUCUCCGCGCGGCGAGACGAAGCUGCUGUACAAGCCGCGGCUAUCGCUCGACACCAGGAGCUCGGGCGCCUCGCACUCGAGCUUCUCCGUGCCCAUGAGCCCCAGCAUUACUCUCAACGAGUUUCCCCAGUGA
Molecule: messenger RNA, 645 nt
Organism: Lachancea thermotolerans CBS 6340
Lineage: Eukaryota; Fungi; Ascomycota; Saccharomycetes; Saccharomycetales; Saccharomycetaceae
Gene: RCN2
Product: Rcn2p
Exons: 1
Coding region: 1-645 (214 amino acids)
Source: RefSeq, a predicted model, not a curated record